Messenger RNA from Exaiptasia diaphana, 2777 nucleotides. RefSeq names its product peroxisomal membrane protein 2. Bases 991 to 1620 code for a protein of 209 amino acids. Gene Ontology annotation, cellular component: membrane; cytoplasm. The record is from RefSeq and is a predicted model, not a curated record. Lineage: Eukaryota; Metazoa; Cnidaria; Anthozoa; Actiniaria; Aiptasiidae. The transcript is spliced from 8 exons.
UUAAAAGCACAACACGUCGACGUUCAACAAAGCUUACAAAUGGAAGAUAUCCUUGCCUCUCUUGGUACGUUACGCGACGUUCGUGUUUGGGCAUUAGUACAAAGUCAGUACACUGUCGAUAAUUCAAACAAGAUUUCAAUAGAAAAUUUGUUGAACGUUGUUCGAUUGGUGAACGACUUCCUGUUAGAUUUAUCAUGUAAGCUGAAAACAAAAGAGUUCUUGAUCAGUUCUACCAAUAACCAAAGCCGCUGUUUACAUGUUAGCACAGUAUCGACUGAGAGGAACCAUAACAUGUGGAACCCCCAAAUCCUUGAAGAAGACUUGUCGCCAGCUCCAAAAAGAAGUCGUACCAACGAGACUGUGAAGGAUUGCUUUGUAAACAAAGAAGGUGAAGACGUAGAAUGUGUCAUGUCUGUGUGGGCCUGGGUAAGAGCAUUGGGAAGUAUAGUCGAGGACAACUCUAGAGCAGCAACUGUACAUGAUGCAGAAAAAACACAGAUCAGGCUAAAUGAACUGCUUAAAAGUAAAGCAACACAAGGAAUGAUUCACUUCUUGGACAAACACGUCUGUCCUGCCUAGCUUGGCUAUGAAUUACAUCGACGAUCGAAGGUCAUGGACACGCCCAUGAUCCCAUUCAUCGUAUCAGGCUACAGGCCCUACAGGCUUUUGAACCAAAGGAGUCAUCGUGAACAGUUUUCAAUAUAGAAUCCGUAAUAUGAUAGCGAUAAAGAACAGUGUCAGAUUAUUGAUAGUACAAGACGGCGACUAGUGGUGCUUUAAACGUGACCUCAUCCUUGCAAAAAACAUUGUCUUUUUAAAAUGCAUUUAGACAUUAAAAAAAACAUUAUUACUUUUAUGCACUAAGUCACUCCUAUUUACGUUAUUAUACUGUGUUGAAAACAAAAAUAUGAACAAAUAAAUAAAAAUGACACUUGAUAAGUGUUAAUUGAUGGGAUUCCUGUCCAGGUUAAUCGAAUAAAUCCUUGGAGAAUGGGUACAACUCAUUUAGAAUCCAAAAUGGCAGACAAAGCAAUGGAGAAAGAUUACGGUGCUUUUAAGGAUAAAAGCAGCAAACAAAAAGGUCUUCUGUCAGAAUGCCUAGCAACUUAUAAGUACUUGUUACGAACAAGACCCGUCCUUACCAAGUCCGUUACCUGUGCUGUCACAUCAGGAUUAGGGCAGUUGAUAUCUCAGAAGUUACGAGGUACAAGCGAUGGUAAAGGAUUGAAUUUUAGAUCAAUUGCUGCUUUUUCAACCUUUGGAUUUGCAAUUACUGGUCCCUUUGUUCACUACUUUUAUCAAGCUCUUGAGCACUUCAUUCCUAAAGGAACAAGUCAUGCAACUAUCAAGAAACUUGCCCUUGAUCGCAUCAUCUUUUCUCCAAUUUUUUAUGCUUUGUUUUUCUAUGUAAUAACAUUAUUGGAGGGCCAGUCAUCCAAAGCAGCAGUAAAGAAGGUCCAAGACAAUUUCUGGACUGCCUUUAAAAUGAGUUUAAAAAUAUGGACUCUUUUUCAAUAUGUAAACUUUAAUUACAUACCUUUGGAGUACCGUUUAUUGUUUGCAAACCUGUUUGCUCUUGGAUGGAAUGUCUACAUGGCCACCAAAAAUGCGGGAAAAUAAAUUAACAUUUAUUAUGAAAAUUUAGGUUAUUAGCCAUCUCAAUUAUGAAAGUGGUCUCCUUUGCAAAGCAAGUUUGUGUUUUUUAUUACACUAAGCAAGUUUGUGUUUUUUAUUACACUAAAAAUUUAUGAUGCAGAACAUCCAAGAGGACCUUAUGAUAGCCUGUGACUCAGCGAACAAUAACGUAUGCCCCCAUAGCAUAUCUUUCUAUAGCCUGCAUGCUAGACCCUAGUCUCCUCUCAGCCAAGUUUAGUUUUGGUCAUGCACAUGACCUUUUGUGACACAUGGUUGAAACUAAACAUGGCUGCAAGGAGACCAGACAGUCCAAAGGGAGCCCCCCCUCCUCCUCCCUCCCCCCCCCUUUGUAACCCAAAUAUGUAUUUGCAGAGGAGACUAGGUAAUUAUUAGAUUCCUAAAAAACACCACACAUGAAAUACUUCAUUAAGAAUUUUGCGACAUCACAGUCAAUUGAUGAAAUACCUCAUUAAGAAUUUUGUGACAUCAUUUUUAAUUUUUUACUUAAAUAUAAAAUGAAUAGGCUUGAAAACCUAGUGAAUAAACAAGAUGACAUCAUAUCUUUGAAAAAAAAUUCUUAGGAGCUCACAGCUUUUUAAUAAACACAUUGGAAAUGCUGCCAGUAUCUAAGGUAACACUGAAUAGAAUUCCAUUAUUCCGUAGAUAAAAUGAAUCUAGAAGUUUUUGUUUGUAAUUUUUGAUUUUUGCUCCGUAUACCAGUUUGUAUGUAUUAUAUCAAUAUUAUUCAUACACAGCUUUUACAAAAGAACAACAUAAAAAAUAUUUACAAAGAUAGUUUAUGGAAGUACUUAAAAUGUCAUCUUACACUUGACUCAACUUCGUCUUCGUCAUCCUCCAUUUCUUCAUCUGGAGCGCACUGUUAAAACAUAAUACAAUACAUUAUAGUGAUAAUGAUUAAUUGAUUGAUCAUUCAAUAUUUUUAAUUGAAACAAUGAAUUAGAGGGGAAUUAUAAUAAAUAAUAAAAGCACUCAAUUUAAUUAUCACCCAAAAUUAUACAGAAUUUUGAAAUGCACAUAAUGAUUUAACAAUAAAGGCAGUCUAUUGUUCAUUGUACAUCAUUAAUUUUGUCUUGUUAGUUAGAUAGCAAUGCAAGCAAUGGUAUUAAAUACAAUUUAAUAUC